UGCACUUAUAACUAACUAAGAGCCGCGAUGUAUAUCGGCCGCACGACUUUGAAACCAUGAAGUAUUUUGUACUGGUUGCCGUUGGAAUACUGACCCUGAGUCAGGAAAUAUUCUUGAUUCGUGUUUCGCAGACAACAGGUGACGUGUCAACCAUUCGAAUCCGACUCAAUUUUCUUAAGAUCAUUACACAAAUUAAUCAAAUGCUUACCAUGUUUACCACAACUCGCGCAUUUAAAAAUUGGUUAGGAAUCUUUCUCUUUGCUUUCGUUGAAUUUCUCAACUCUAAAACGUGGCAAGAAUUUCAUUUGCAUUUAGUUGACUCUGGAAACAGAAUACUUGUUUAUUUUCAAUGAUAACCCUGGCUCUAUGUAACAGCAAGCAUUCUUUUCCAAUUGGCGGGAAAGUGGAAGUCUAACUGUAACUGAACUGUGAACAGAACACAUCGUGGAGUUAUAUGGUGUAUAACAUAGAAUUUUUUUAACUUGGAAAGAUACCAUCUAAGAAGGAGAAAUGUGCUGAAAUGCAAAGUUUGACCUGUUUAUUAAAAUUUUACAUCAUCGGCACCGAGGUGCUUAACGUUAAAAACGUUUUCUUAUCAAAUAUGGUAAACGACGUUUACAGCUAAGCUAAUUUUUUCUGUAACUCUUCAGUGCAGCUAUUAACAAUUUUUCUCCCUAUCAGUCACAAGCAAGGAUUUAUCAACAAAAUAUUUAUUUUUGUUCUUUGGCGGGCGCAUUUUUUCGUAGCAUCCAUAAUUACUGUUUUGUUUUCUGUAAUUUAUGCUGAGCGCCUCCCGCCUGAUUAAUAAAGAUAAUCGUUCUUUAAAUUUCCUAUGCUAACUGGGUAACCAGGCCUAAGUGAAAGUGCUAUUUUCAUUUCAAUUUCAUUUUUAUGUUGGAAUAAAAAAAAUGGAAGUGAGUGAAAUCAUACACAAUUUUUUUUUGUUCAAACAGAUACUGAGAUUAUCAUUAAUGAAAGUUCGUCUUCUUCUUUAACAUAGAAGGAUUUUUAAGAGUUUUGUACGAUUAUGAAGUCUCGUGUUUAUCCACACUACCACAGAGUUGAAAUUUCUUAUUCUGUUCAUUAAUGAACUCUCAUCUGUCUCAAUACAAUUGUGCCUUUUAUUCUGCGAAUUUACUCCUAUGGAUGAGAUACCUGGUGACUCCCAGAAUGAGUGUUAUGACAACGGCAAAAAAAAUUAACUCUGACUUACUCGCUUUUCCUACAAUCCUUAGAUAGAAGUAAAAAUACCUUAUUCACAGUUAAUGAAAAUAUUGAUUUAACUUGGCGUAAAAACCGCUUUGACAGACGGCACGGUUUUUUUGCCGUUUGCCGAUCGUUGCCCUUCUACGUUGUUGCCUGAUCUUAAAAUAAAUAAUUUAUAUAGUCUUUUACAGAUGGAAAAAAAAAGUUAUACACAUUUUUGAAUUUGUUUUUCAACCCAUUCUACGCUAGCUGCGGAUGCCAGCAAUGUGGACGAAUGCACCCAUUACAAAGAAUUGUCUGGCCCUUUUCGCACUUUGACAUACUACAAUGCCUCUCUCGAGAUGUGCGACGACCAUUUACAACGUGGAUGGUACAGGUUCUUGCGACAGGCAGGCCGUAUGAUGCCUACAAAUUGUGUCCCUAAGUUCCAUUGCGGUACUUACGGACCCGGAUGGUUGGAUGGGGACCAUCCCAUGCCCCAAGAUGGGAGGGUUAUGAGGAGAAUAUGCUUUCACCUCGAAGGGGAGUGCUGUAAGGAGUGGAAAAUGAUCCAAAUCAGAAAUUGUGGGAACUUCAUGGUGUACCAUUUAGAGCCCCCGCCCGAAUGUCCCAUGCGGUAUUGCGGGGAUGCUGUCAUGGAGGAAGCCCAUAUUCUGGGGGAGGAACGCCCCACAGUCAAAGAGGAACUGACUCCUACUGUUGAGCAGAAACGCCCGAUUGUUGCUGAAAGUGAGUACCUCUGAUUGGAUUCCGAAAGCUUCGGUUUGACUCGCACGGUUUCUACCUGAGCUCCCCAGCAAGUUUCCGAUUGUUGGUUGUAAUCAGUGUUUCUUUUAUGACUUAUCAUUACUCUUUUGGCCAUUAUUAUUUAAGAUUAUGUCUACAAUAAUUUGUAUACUCUGGAAAUUGACACCUCUGCAACUCCGCGCGUUUACAAUCUCCUUGCCGUAACACAAGUAAAUUUUUAUGAAUUGAUACUCUGAUUGUGACUGCUUGCCUUGACUCUAACGGUCAAUGACCACCAUUAAUAUCCUUGAUCACUUGAUAAAAAGCACAUGAGCAAUGAGCGUCGACGCAACAACUCGCUUCAUCGUUCUAAUCGCUUGCUUUAGAAAUAAAAGUCCUCUUAUCCAAUUUUAAACUUGAAUUGCGCAAAUGAUCAGCGAAAGAUCUUCAGUUGACUGAAACUCUUUUCACACAUAACUUAAAACGUUGACACACUCAAACGUGAACGCACUGCUAUUCCACCUUUCGUAUUUUGUCACAGUUCCUGAUGAAUGCGAGAAUCACGGUUUAUUGGAUUCGGCGGACAGAUCACAAGGAUUCUACGAUCCUUUUGUAUCUCUGACUGACGCUGGCCUCUCUCCUGGAUGGUACAGGUUCAAAGACGGCGCGGGUGAGUGACUUUGAUCAUUUGUCGUGAAACGUUCUCAGGCACUCCUAGAUCUCAUUAGUAAUUCUCCUUAAUGUGUCUUAUGAUUCUUAGGUUUUCAGAUGGCAGAUCGAUGCGUGAAGUUGUUUCACUGUGGAACACACGCCACUGGCUGGUUAAAGAAUGGUCAUCCUACGCAGUCAGAAGGGGCUGUGGCCAGAGAAGUCUGUUUUCAUUGGCGCGAUGAUUGCUGCUACUUUAGGCAACAAAUCAUGGUUCGUCGUUGUGAACAUUUUUACAUUUACAAAUUCCCUCGAAUGGACAUAAGCUACCUUCGAUAUUGUGGUAAAGGUUCUGUUAUGGAUAACCACUGGCUAACCCAUUAAUUCCUCAACAUCUGAUUGUUACUUCUCCCCUCUGGCUGCUAUACAUUUCCUUAUAAAUUAAUUAGGAGAAUUUGGAGUUAGAUCAUGAUUACAACUUCUACCUGUCAGGAGUGAUGCGUUUGAGUAAUCUCAUCACCAGUUUGCUGUAUAAAGUAUGGAUAUUACAGGGAGAAAUUACAUUUUAAUCACCUCUGGGAGUUAAGGGGUUAAAAGAAUGAGUAGUUCAAGCUAAAAUGGCGCUACCUCGUAAUGUUUUGAGUGAUUUUUUUUUGUUAUUGAAGUGGAGUAUCGUUUUUAAUUAGAAUAAAUCCCUGCAAUUAUCGUUUGCCGGUGCGGGCUGAUGAUGGCUAGGAGUAAAUGGGUAAUAUUAAGUGAGUAGAGAGAGGGAUAAUCGGGAAGAUAUUUAAGCUGGAUAUAUUCCCAAUUUUUUUGCGUGGCCUCCAAUGGUACAACACUUUGAAGAGUCACGCAGCGGUCCCUCAACUGUCAGACGUUUGCCAGCAUGCGCGAACUUCGCUUCAGGCUGUAAGAGCCAACUUGUCUUCAAAGAAUUAUCCACAACCAUACAAACGAGUUAUUCGCGGUGCUUGAAAACAGUAUAACUGCUUUGAUAAAGCUCAAAAACAAAAUCAUAAUGGUAAAUCUGUAGAAAGCCCGUAAUUAAAUAAGCUUUGUAAACGAAAAGUCCGGCGCUUCCAUUUUCCAUACUUUUGUUUCCUAUUCCAGAUUUCUUUCAACUUUCUUUCGCGUAUUUUACGUGACAACAUUUUCCUCAGAAAGUUUGCGCGGGAAUUUGGCGCGCGGCCAGCAAAAAUCGAUCCCUUGUACAUGUCCUUCCUUUGACCGCUGUGUUCGUAUGGCCUUAUAAAACGAGCGGGUAUGAGAUUCACAGGUCACACCUUGAAUAAGAGAAAUAAUUGAAGACGGUGUACAAAUUCGAUCACUCUCUUCUCUUAUUUCAACCAAGCUUUCAACGGAAGAUAGAAAAUAAACGUACUGAAAGUU
This is a messenger RNA of Pocillopora meandrina, 3969 nucleotides long. The record is from the annotation of a GenBank genome assembly. NCBI's taxonomy places the organism in Eukaryota, Metazoa, Cnidaria, Anthozoa, Scleractinia, Pocilloporidae.